AUGUCGCCAGAUGUCAUCCAUAUUCAUGACGAGGGAGGAGAUAAUCGGGGACGCUCACAAAUGGAGAAAGUAGCCCAACUGGCCGAGACUCCAUCCCUUCGACGUGGCAAAUACAAGCGCCCUAACUAUAAAGAAUGCGGCGAUAGCGACUCUGAAGACUCAUAUAACACUGACGAAACAAAUGAUGGAGAUAUUCCUGCAAAGAAGUCAAGCAUCAUAAAGGGGGGGGCUCCCCGGGCGUUGCGAUCCCAAGGUGACAAGCAGGAGCCAAUGAGCUCAGAACAGCAGACGCCAGUUUCCCGAGUGGUUAUAAAAAUCGGAAAAAGAAACCAUGGUGAUCACGAAUGUGAGCCUGCGAGGCCCGCAAAGCGUGGCCGGAAGCCCACAACCAAUACCGAGAUAAAAAGAUUUGAGAAGGACAUGCUUGGAUUAUUGGAGAGAUAUGCCUCCAAGGCGAAUGAUCUCGAAGCUUCUAGAUCCGAAAACCAAGACCUUCAAGCUCAAAUCAAAAUUUUAGAGUCAAAGCUCGAACAAUCACGACAAGCUCAUAAGCAGAGCGAAAUAUCGUGCAACCAAAAGAUAGCUCAGCUUAAAGAAGAUGCCCGGGACUGGAGAUGUCAGCUUGCGUCUGCCCUUGAUAAGCUCAAGAAGGACUCCGGCAAAUAUGCCAAAGUAUCAGAUUCAGAGAUUAAGGAGAAAUGGAUGGUAUUGUCUUAUAAUAUUCGCGGUCUGGUCUCUCAAUACCUUACUGCGAAACCCAGUGAUCAAGAUGUACAUCUCAAAUCGCUGGUGAUGGGGCACCGGCUCCACUCCACUCAAGAUAUUUCAACUUUACGCGCCAGCAUUCUUCGACGAAAGAUAUGGACAUAUUUGAUUUUCGCUGUAUUUUCAGGAAGAGAGUCUAUCUGGCAGGGGAAUAUUGGUGCUACUUUGACAUACUUUCUGUCUACGAAUAAUUAUCAUCACACUAAAGAUGUUUACUACCUCCAGGUCAUCAGUCAGAUUAAGGCCAGAGCGGUCUCAGACCUCAGUGAAGAGUUCCAUCUCAACAUGCAAGUUAUGGAAGCGUCCAUUGACAAAAUGACGGAUGGAGUUUCUCAUUUUAUACCAAAAUCGAAGGUGAAAUUAUUCAGGAAAGAGAUGCAAAAACUGAUUAUAACGGCGGUAGAUCUCCAUUCCAUCAUGAUGAAGUCAAAGGCAAUCUUCUUCACGGAGUGGAUUGGAGACGAUGGUACCAAAAAAAUCGUUCCUUAUGACCAGACGAAAAUGACAUCUAAUCAAUGCGGCAAAGACUUUGAUAUAUCCAGUUCAUUUGUUAAGUAUGUCGAGGCGCCUGGCCUGGUGAAGAUUGGGAAUGCGGACGGAGAGGAUUUUGACACCAGCAUGGUGCUUUGCGAAGCUUCGGUGAUACUUCAAGAAGAUGACGCUGAUAUCGACAAGAAAGAUGAAGGAGAUAAAAAGUGA
This is a messenger RNA of Trichoderma virens Gv29-8, 1464 nucleotides long. RefSeq lists its product as uncharacterized. The record is from RefSeq and is a predicted model, not a curated record. The transcript is spliced from 3 exons. NCBI's taxonomy places the organism in Eukaryota, Fungi, Ascomycota, Sordariomycetes, Hypocreales, Hypocreaceae. Bases 1 to 1464 code for a protein of 487 amino acids.